CGCGACCGACUCCUCUCCGGCGAGACUGACGAGGCGCCUGAAUUAUUGAAAAGGCGUUGAACAAGCAGCAGGACAUGUCAAGGAACAGACAGUACGACUUGCUGCUUGGUAUAGUAGGACAACAAACAGGUCUAUUGCUUCCUCCAUCGGAUCAGCCACUCGCAUUGCCGUGGCCGACCGGCUCCACCGGCGUUCUAUUUCUGCCGUCCCAAGACUGGGCUCGGUUAAGCAUAAGGCAACCUUGUCUGGUGCGGCGAGGUCAGCCAGGUUCGCAUCAUCGAGAGGGGAGGGAUCGGCGUGCCGCUGCAGCUCCAGAUCCGGUACAGCGCCUCGGUGCUAACGUCGCUUUUCAAGGAGGUAAGGGCGCAGUCCGUCGGUCCGUGUCUCGUCAAAGGGACCCUUGCCAAGGUCCGGAAGCCAUACAGGUUCAUUCGCGUGCUCGACAAGUUGUCGUGGACCUGUCAAGGGUGGCCGCCAGCUAGUUACUGCGUAGCUAGGCAGCCAUUUCUUCCAAUUGAGUUUUUGUCACGAUCAUCCAAGGAGGAGCUGACACUCUCAUCAUCAGGUCUGCGCGGCUGCUCUGCUCGUUCCUGUCAGUAAGAGAUCGUCGACCAUGGAAAAGAACGCCAAAGGUCCUUCGGGGCCGCUCGUUCAAGACGUGCCUGUUACCAACAGAAGCGACAAUGCCGCUGCGCCCAAUGGCACUGGCGACAGUGAUUCGGACACCAGCGGCAAGGUCCAUCAGUUCAACGAGCAGACAAACUAUGUGCCCAAGAGGACCAUCAUCACGAUCUUCCUCGCCUGCGCCAGUGUCGACCUGCUGGCGCUCAUGGACCAGACAACCCUCGCGGCCAGCUUGUACAUCAUAGGCAACGCACUUGGGUCUACAGAUCAGGUGUCGUGGAUCGCCAGCGGAUACUUCAUUACUUCCACCGUCGGCCAGCUCCUCUACGGGCGAUUGUCGGACAUUUGGUCGCGAAAAGUCGUCCUUCUGACCGGCCUGGCCAUUUUCUUCUUCGGCUCUCUGGCAUCUUCUCUCUCGCAGUCCGUUCUACAGUUGACGAUAUUUCGUGCCUUCACUGGUAUCGGCGGCGGCGGCUUGAUGACGGUGGCUCAGCUGAUUGUCAGCGAUGUCGUCCCACUGCGUGAGCGCGGAAAGUACCAGGGCAUCCUCGGUGCAGUCGUAGCUAUUGCUAACGGCAUUGGCCCCGUCAUUGGUGGCGCGCUCUCAUCCAAGUCGCACGAUUCAUGGCGCUGGAUCUUCCGUUUGAACCUGCCGCUAACGCUUCUCACGACAUUUUCUGUUGUCUUCUUCAUGCCGCUCAAGAAGGUCCAAGGAGACUGGAAGCUGAAGCUCAAGGCCGUCGACUUCCUUGGCAUCUUCCUUGCCCUAGCAGGCAUGACGGUAGUGAUCCUGGGACUAACAUGGGGAGGACGAGAGCACCCAUGGGACUCGGCCCAUGUUAUUGCUACCUUGGUUGUGGGCACUGUUGUAUCCAUCAGCUUCGUGCUGUGGCAAUGGAAAGGACCUCGAUACCCCCUCGUUCCACUCCACAUCUUCAAAUCCAAGAUUGUCAACGGUGCAUGCUUAACCAUGGCCAUCAACGGGUGGAACUUCGUCAUGCAAGUCUAUUACGUACCGUCUUUCUACCAACUCGUCUACGGUUACUCAGCCACGAAGUCGGGAGCAAUGCUUCUGCCCAUCACCAUAGUCCAAACGCUGAGUAGCACUUUAUCCGGGCUCAUCGUUCACUGGGUAGGCCGCUAUCGCGAAUGUAUUCUCUUUGGCUGGGUUUGCUGGGCCGUGGGCCUGGGGCUCAUGUCGACGCUUGACGAGACCACGGGCGUCGGAAAGCAGAUUGGCUAUGCGCUUCUCAUCGGAGUCGGCGUCGGAAACACCCUGCAGCCGUGCGUGCAAAUCCUUUUCGUCUCUGUUUCAGUGGCUAAUGAUGCCCAGCGCCCUGAUCGCGACUCAAGCCGGAGUGGAAAGGCGUGACAUGGCAGUGGUCACAUCCUUCAGAAAGUAAGUGUGCCUGUGAACGGGUCCAGAUGUCGCUGACAGCCUAGUUUCGUUCGCAAUCUCGGAUCCACGCUUGGUCUGGCUGUCUCGGGAACAAUACUAAACAAUGUUCUAGCCACCGAUCUCGGGUCGUUGGGGCUCGACAAGGCCUCUUCCAAAACACUCCUUAGCAAUCCCCAAACCGUCCUAGAAACAGUCUCGGAGGUCGAGGCCCAACGCAUUCGAAGCAUUCUUAUUCCGGCGUACAGGCAGGGAUUUCGUAUAAUUUUCCUUGUUGGGGCGUCCUUGGCGGCAUUCGCAUUUGUGCUGGCGUUUGUCCUCAUGCCGCAGGUAGAGCUUUCACGACCAGAUGACGCAAAGUUGAAGGAGGAGGGCAGAAAGGCAGACGAGGAGAAACGAAAGAAGAGGACACAGACCUCGGGCGAACAAGGAGGCAGCAGUGCCUGAGCUCUGGCUAGGCCACUGUCACAGCGGCCCGGGAAAUUUGCCGAGGCCACACAAAAGUUUUGCAGUAUCAGGGGUGGGGUGUUGAAAUAGACGUGGCGUAGAGCGAUUGGCGUAGAUUUUGUGCAGACCUGCGAGCAGAUAAAACAGUAGAGAAUAGAGUGGUUGAUCAUGGCCAGUUGAGGUCGGCCG
Messenger RNA from Purpureocillium takamizusanense, 2656 nucleotides. RefSeq lists its product as uncharacterized. The record is from RefSeq and is a predicted model, not a curated record. Bases 614 to 1996 code for a protein of 460 amino acids. The transcript has 7 exons. Gene Ontology annotation, molecular function: transmembrane transporter activity. Gene Ontology annotation, biological process: transmembrane transport. Lineage: Eukaryota; Fungi; Ascomycota; Sordariomycetes; Hypocreales; Ophiocordycipitaceae.